This is a messenger RNA of Penaeus monodon (black tiger shrimp), 346 nucleotides long. RefSeq lists its product as uncharacterized. The record is from RefSeq and is a predicted model, not a curated record. Lineage: Eukaryota; Metazoa; Arthropoda; Malacostraca; Decapoda; Penaeidae.
CGCGACGGCCAUGUUUAUUUCCUUCCGGCGGCCGAUGCGCGAUGGGGAACCAGUGGCAGGACGUUGCUCUUAUAUGCGAGCCGGACGCGAAGAACCCUCCCUCGGCGCCGGCGAAGUUCACGACGAUGACACGAGCCGCGAUUUCGAUAAUGGUGGCCUGUUUGCUGGUGAUUGCGGUGGCUUUGCCGAUUCUCCAUUUUCGAGAGGAUGCUCCCGACGAGGACAGAGGCUACGUGCAGACCGGCCGCGUCUUCUACCGCCACGUCAGCCCGGGCAAGGAGCCGCUGCGCGAUCACCAGCCGCCGGUGGUCAUGUCGAGCCCCAUGGACACGAAGGAGGCUUUCGA